This is a messenger RNA of Cucurbita maxima (winter squash), 4197 nucleotides long. RefSeq lists its product as uncharacterized. The record is from RefSeq and is a predicted model, not a curated record. Gene Ontology annotation, molecular function: protein binding. Gene Ontology annotation, biological process: proteasome-mediated ubiquitin-dependent protein catabolic process. The transcript has 9 exons. Lineage: Eukaryota; Viridiplantae; Streptophyta; Magnoliopsida; Cucurbitales; Cucurbitaceae. Gene Ontology annotation, cellular component: GID complex. The coding region runs from base 136 to 2103 and encodes 655 amino acids.
GAAAAAAAGGAAAUUCCUUUUCCCAUCAAAACUCCAUUGGAGGUUUGCCUUGUUGCUCUCAAAGCUCCGAGGGGUUCUCUCUGCUGUGGCCUCGGCGCCAUUUCCCAUCCCAGUAGCUCUCUCUGGACUGGGACGAUGCCAACCUCAGCUUCUUCUGCGACUCCCAAGCCUUCCUCCGAGCUCGUCGCUCGGUUGACGGCCGCCGACGCCGCCGUCAAGCUGAAGGCCUUGAGAGACAUCAAGAAUCAGAUCAUUGGAAACCGCACCAAGAAGCUGUCCUUCAUCAAGCUCGGCGUUGUCCCCCAUGUUGCUGCCGUUCUCUCCUCCACUUCCGACCCCAACAUUCUUGUCCAGUCCGCUGCUGUUCUUGGCAGCUUUUCCUGCGGCGUCGAUGUUGGUGUUUCCGCCGUUCUCGAUGCUGGAGCCUUCCCUCGAUUGCUUCGAUUGCUUUCCGAUCCCGAUCCCAAGGUUGUUGAUGCGGGAGCUCGCUCGCUAAGAAUGAUUUAUCAAUCAAAGUUGGCUCCUAAGUAUGAUUUCCUUCAGCAGGAAAACGCCAAAUUUCUUCUUUCAUUAUUGAAUAGUCAAAAUGAAAAUGUGACUGGACUUGGGGCAAGUAUCAUCGUUCACUCCUGUGAGACAAUUGCAGAGCAGAAGGCAUUGUUUCAUGGUGGAGUUCUAGAGAAGCUUAUUGGCCUUCUUGAUGGAUCUCUAAGUCAAAGGGAUGCUAGUUUAGAGUCUAUUGCUACAAUAUUUAAGAAUAAUGUUGAGGCCAUAGAAAAGUUCAUGCAACCUGGCAGAGAAGAUUCUUUGAGAUACAUAAUUGAAUUGAUGAAGGAUAGAAGUCCCAAGACAAGAUUGCUAGCCUGUGUAUGCUUGAUUGUUAUAAGGAAUUCGUCACCUUGUUAUCUGCAAGAUAUAGGAAUAAAAAUGAAAUUGAUACUUAGUUUGCUCGAGCUUCUCGACAAUCCAGGUCAAGUUGGAGAUGAAGCUUCCUUCAUUUUUUCGACUUUACUUGCUGAGAAGGAGGAGCUACAGAAACUUGCUUUUGAGGCAAAUGCAAUUGAUAAGUUUUACAAUCACUUGCAAAAGGAUCAGUUAAGUCCUAGACGCUUACAAGGAAUAUUGCUGGCUUUUUCUCAUCUGUGCUCAAAGUUGGAGAGCUGUAGGUCUAGGUUUCUCUCAUUGCAGGUAAUGAACAUAGUGAUCAAUGCCCUAAAACAUGAAAGUAGUGACAUACGAACCGCAGCUUGCACUUGCUUGAGAAGUGUCUCUCGAUCAAUCAAGAAUUUGAGUGCUGGUUACUUUAUGAACGAAGCAGUUGUCUUUCCCUUAGUUCAGCUUUUACAUGAUCCUUCUAAUACUGUUCAGGUUGCAGCACUUGGUGCUAUUAGCAACAUAGUUGUCGACUUUUCAACAAAGAGAUCAAUAUUUAUUGAAUGUGGAGGUGUGAAAGAGCUGGUUCGAUUAUCAAAGUCUAUGGACUUGGACAUAAGGCUGAAUGCGUUGCGGGCUUUAAGGAAUUUAAUAUUCUUUGCAAACAACAUGUGUAAAGCAGGGAUCUUUGUGGAGUUAACAGCUUCAUUGUUAGCCAGCCUUGUCUGUGAUCCUGAGCCUUCCGUUCAGGAGCAUGCUAUGGCCUUUGUGCGCAAUCUUAUUGAUGGAUGUGAGGACUCAAUUGAGUAUGUGUUUGCUGAAGAUGGCAUCAUAUUGGACACUAUUGGCCGGCAAUUGCAAAGUACUUCAAGAGACGAAAUUGGAGUGCAGGGAAUGUAUGUACUUUGCAAUGUUGCUAGUGGAAAUGAGCUUCAUAAGGAAGGGGUCAUGAAGCAACUAUUUCCACAAGGAGAUGAAGUGGUCCAGUCAUUCGUGAUCAAGUUUUUGCAGAGUGACAACAGUCAGCUUCGAAUUGCUGCUGUCUGGGCAAUAAUUAAUCUUACUUCGCCUUCAAGUACGUAUGCUCUAGGUCGGGUUACGAAGCUACGGAAUGCUGGUAUUGUUUCUCAAAUUAAGAAUAUGGCCAAUGAUCCGUGCCUGGAUGUAAAGUUCCGUGUGAGAACCGUUCUUGGACAGCUAAUAGCUUUUGGUGAUGGUAUUACAUUGUAAAUUUUCCCAUCAUCAAAACCCAAGAAAAGAAGAGCGCUGCUUGCAGUUUUGUUUUUGAUCCACUAUUUUUGUUGGAUAUUAUUGAGCUUUUUGUUGGCGGCUUUGAUCCAUUUGGACAUGAAAGCUUUUUGCGCCUUGCAGUAUAUUCCACGGGCGGCUCUUGACCUUACAGGUUACCCAUAAAAAUCUUAAUUUUUGGAUGCAUUCCAGCCUCUAUUGGUGGGAAUUUUGAUCUCUCCUAAAUUCUUCUUUUCUUCUUUUGGUAUCUCUCAAAUGAUCAUAUGGUUAGUUUGGCUUGAAGGCAUAAUAUAAGACUCGUAAAUAUUGCCUAUAAACAAUUUCACUGUUAUUACUGUUCUGCUCGAAGGGUUUCCUAUAUAGGCUACAAAUUGUCGCUUUCAUACCUUGCUCCAACGUUCACCAAGACCCAGAAACUUUCUUUUUUCAGAGAAAUAUAACCUUAAGCUUUGUUAAGGAAAAACAACGAAACCUAAAUGAAUGAUAGUUUGGCUAAGUUGUACCUUUUCAAGGAUGGUUUAUAUUAUUCAAGCAUCCAAGGAGAGUAAUUCAAUUCAUGCAGAUGUCUUCUUUCCUUCAAACAGAUACAAACUUCCAAGUAUUGCUGCUAUGCCAUGCUCCAAAUCCACCACUAUACUUUAUUUCCUCCUAAUCUUGUUGUGUCCUAUUUAAUUAGUGUGCAUUUGAACAUAGUUGAUCAAUAUGAUAUAUGUUCUAUCAAUACCAUUUUAUAUAAACAAAUUGAGAGAAUCACAUGAAUCAGUCUUUUGUGCUGAGGUUUAUAAUUGGUAUUUUAGAACAGGUGUUUAAAUUGAGCAAAGCUUUGGAGUGUCUACGUGGUGUAGAUCCAUAUUUAUCCCUAAUGUAUGUGGUUUUUAGCAGCAGAAUCAUCAUUAUUCUGUGAUCCAGGAGGAAGGGAUGCGCUUCAGUCAAAACCAGAUUGCUUGCAUUCCAACCUGUUUUACGAAGUGUACAAAGAUGCAAAGCCGUAGGUUCAUAGUACAUUUAACAGUUGAAUUGAUCUCCAUGGCAUAUGUACACAAAGUGACAAGGUUUCCUUUGAUCAUUAAGAGCUGAAAACCAUUACAUUUUACUUAUUACUGGUCAAGCUCAAGAACAUUUUACUCAUGAUCUGUUUUCUAUCUCUUGCUUGAAUAAUCUGUUCGUUUUGCCCUGUCGUUACUAACUCGAGAAAAGUUAUGUUGUAUCAGUAUCAUGCUUAACUCACCAUUGAGAUGCCUCGAGCGUAGCCGAUUCAAAACAAUCAAUCCAAUGGUUGCUCGUUUUUUAAGAUCCUCUGACUACAGGUUGUGCAAACAAACAGAACCAGGAGUGGGAAAAAUCAAGAAAGAACAAGUAAAUUGCACAUUAUUAGCUCAUUCUGGCUCACUCUCAUCCAAGAUAUGCAUGUAAUAGAAAUAGAAGCAUUCGUUAUGAGAAAACCCCAGCUCUACAUUUUAUCUUCAGAACAACUAAAAUGGAGGCUAAAUAUCUACACAUCUUACACAAUACAAUGACUGACUGCAUACACAUCUUCAACAAAAAAAAACGACUGCAUCAUGAAGGAUCAACAAGGGAGAGAGAACUCGAACCUACACAUGUUCUUUAGCCAAUCUUCUCUGUGUUGGUGUCAUCAGAAGGCCAUAUAACAGUCUCCAUAAGGCGUUCACGCAUCAAUUCCACAUUUUCGUUCGAGAUCUCUUGGUAUAUUUCAGCAUGGUUACAUUUCUACACCAUAGAAGAAAUAAUUGUUUGCAAACUUAUAGUUUUCAUCCAUAUAAAUGAUGGUCUUCCCACAAAGGAAUAUUACAACAAUAGUAAUACCUUCACCCAUUUGCCAUACAGAUGUAGACGUGUGAUCAUUACUCUUUCAGCAAGAUCCUGUCUUUCCUGUCAAUUAGGAACUCAAUGAUUCAGAUGCAGCGACAACCUUUAGGCUUGGCUCGAGAUACUGUGAAUGACCUUAUAUUUUUGUAUUCGAACGACUUUAGCUAUUUUCCCCACUUUUAAUUUGUCAGCAAAUGUUCUAAGUGUAUUACUUGAUAAUGUUAAGAUACAUUGUGCUCUUCAGGUUUA